UACCCACUUUACAGAGCUCGGACUCGAGAUAGAGACAGAGUGUGAGAAACUGAUAAGAAAUGACUUUCUAAGCCGGUGGAAUUGGAUAUCUUGUGGCCCCUCUUAUGGUAUUGCUACUUGCUCCUCCUCCUCCUGUAAAGAGUUUGAGCGGUGUUUUGAACUAAAAUUUUUCAAUGAAACAAAUUGUUGUGAAAGUUGUGAACGGCAUCAAUGCUUUACAGUUAAGAACAAAACAGGGAUAUGGAGCAUUGAUAUCAUACCCUGCCUAGGUACCCCAGAAGUGAAUUUCCUGUUUACCGUCAAGCCACUUACAAAUCAAGGAACGUACGAAACAGGAGAGAGAAAGAGAGAGAAUUGUCAUGGUCUGGAAUCUUUAGGAAAUCUUAACCCUAAAAAGAUUAACGCCGAGAAGGAUGCAGUAUCCAUGCUUGAGAAUGCAACUAUCUUUAGCCCUAAGAAAAAGAACCUAACUAAGGGGGAUGUGAUGUUCAUCGCACUGGUAUUUGAAGACUUUCUAUAUAGACUGGCUCUAUCACAUUUGAACGCUACAACUACCAAUUUCUCCCUCUUCAGAAAUAAUUCAGUCGUAGAUUAUCUUGCUACUCGCACAUUCAAGCACAGUGGCGAUGAAAUUAUUUUUACUGAUCCUGGAAAGGAAAACUUCAUGGAAAUUCCAUCAGGAAACUCCCACGAGAACGGGUCAGUGGUUGUAGCAGCUAUGUAUAAAAAUCUAACCGAGUUCUUCAUAUCGGACAACAACAUCAACGGAACAAACAAAACCAGGAAGCUGAACACUAUAAUCAUGUCCGCUGAAAUAUAUCCUGAGCUUGAUAAAUUGCAGGAAAACAUUACCCUGGUUUUUAAAAACAUGAAAAAGGCAAGUGGAGAUAGAAGAGAGUGUGUAUUCUGGAAGAUGUUUGGAGAGGGCCCUGAGGGUUGGUCAUCGCAAGGUUGUUUCACCAGAAUCUUGAGCGAAUCCCAAACGGAAUGCAAGUGUAAUCACUUAACCCACUUUGCUGUUCUGAUGGAUUUUACCAACGAUGACGAUGACAGCGUUGCACCGAAUACAAAAGGAGAUGACAGGAUACUGACAGUUCUUACAAUUGUGGGGAUGGCUUUAUCUCUGGCUGGAGUUUCUAUUACAAUCAUCAGCUAUAUUCUGCUUACAGACAGGCAUGCACCAUUGUCCCAUAUUCGAGUAGGGCUAACAUCUUGCAUUGGAGCGGGACAUAUUGUCUUCCUUGCUGGAGUUGAUGCCACAGGAAACAAGGCUGUCUGUCUUGCGGUAGCAGCUCUCAUGCAGUAUUCUCUGAUGGCAGCAUUCUGCUGGAUGCUGGUCGAGGGCAUUUAUAUCUACUUAUUUGUUGUGAAGGUGUAUAACAUAAGUGAUAAACUCCGUCGCUAUCAUGUCCUUUGUUGGGGACUUCCAGCGGUGAUUGUUGCUGCAUCUCUAGGUAUUGUUGCAAGAAAAGACGGAAUCGAGAAUUUUGUCAAUGAUCAGUAGUAAGUUUGAAAGUUUACCUAUUUUAUCUUCUGAAAGCAUCACUGUAGAUACAUAAGUGAAUAAUGUUUCGACCACCUGAAGAGGUAAA
Molecule: messenger RNA, 1592 nt
Organism: Stylophora pistillata
Lineage: Eukaryota; Metazoa; Cnidaria; Anthozoa; Scleractinia; Pocilloporidae
Product: adhesion G protein-coupled receptor L4
Biological process (GO): G protein-coupled receptor signaling pathway; cell surface receptor signaling pathway
Cellular component (GO): plasma membrane
Molecular function (GO): G protein-coupled receptor activity
Source: RefSeq, a predicted model, not a curated record